[Torrubiella] hemipterigena is the source of this 5218-nucleotide messenger RNA. The record is from the annotation of a GenBank genome assembly. Lineage: Eukaryota; Fungi; Ascomycota; Sordariomycetes; Hypocreales; Clavicipitaceae.
GGGACAGCACAGCCACGGCGUCUCUGCUUGGCAGUACGAAAGGGCUUUUUUGCCAGGCACUUUGCACGUACUUCAGCUCCAUCUACCGUACAAAGUACUAUAACCAUUAAUUGCCUUGCGCCGGGUGAGAAGCCCGUGGUCUGGACUCGACCCCCAAGACAAUACAUCCCCUACGGUCCACAGCCAGACAAGGUAUGGCUGACCAUCUCGCUACUGUCCUUAACGGGGACCACCAGUAGCGCAAUCCCCUGUGCAAGGAUACUCCUUACCGUUGACUUCUCCUUUCUGGCCGAAAAGCUUAAUCUCUCUUUAUACCCAUGUUGUAAGAGUCCACGAACCUCUCCUUAAAAUCUCCUGUCGCCCGCUGGAUCGUGCCAAGGCCGCCAUGUCUCAAGGUGAUUUGUUGCCGGAAUAGCCUGCCGAGGGUGAAAGAUUGUACGUUUCCGCUUCGAGUUGGAGUUACGGUCCGUCGGUUUACGUCAACUAUCCAUCUGCUCUCUACGCGCUACGAUGCCCCCGUAGCAUGGGUAGGGCGAUGCGUGGCGAUGGCUGCGCGUGCAUAAUGUUUCACGCAACCGCGUGUUACAACACACCCCUUUGGAAUGAGAAUUACCGUAGCCCAUACGCCUUAAGGACGGCAAACGGUUUGCAAAAGACAGUGAAGAUUCUCGAAAGUAGUAGUCACUAAGCCCUAUCGUCUAUCAAUCGUAUCAAGCGCGCCUUGUUGGUCCAUUUACGGGAAUUUCCAUGCAGGACAACAGGUGCCGUUAAUCUGUAGAAAAUACGGCGUGAAUGCCAGACGUUGGAGCGCCCACUUGCUACUUUAAAGUUGAAGGACUACUGGGCAAUGGCGUUGAAGCACCAGCGCGUGGCGAAUGUAACCUCGAGGCCAUCUCCAGCAUCACUUCAACAGCUGGCAAGUGCUAUGUCGGAUGCGAAGCAUGUCGCCUAGCACUGUAUGGUUUAUACUGUCAAUGAUUUACACUGAUUGCUUCCGUAGAAUUACAAGCAUUCGGCGGCCCAAACGAAUAUUGCACAAGUGAGCAUAAAGCCACUGCCCUGACCGAUAAACACUAUAACAAGACUUGUGUAUAGCGAAACCUUAAGCUGUCAGAAUAUGUCGCUUUUGUCUGUUUUCGACAGACCGCGUAUCGUUCUAUGCUAUACAGUGGUGUUGCUGCAUGAUAAAUGUGCAGAAACGAAAGGUGAACAGUGACUGACGGCUGCGUUUGGCUCGCAGCUGGCAGUCCCGCGAGGGAGCCGGAGCCUACUCCAGUUUAACAUCUGCAGUCUCUCAUCUUCAAGAAACACAAUUGCCAUUAGACACGCUUACAUUAUAUGGGUGCAUACCGACAAUAGCAGUGCUGAGUUUUGGUAGAGUACGGAGAUGACGCGCAAAGCGACGACACGAGGGCCAGUCGUCUUUGCGGAAUGGGUCAUUGGAGGGCCAAUUAUUCCUCUACGAGCAAAAAAAGCAAAGCCUAAAGUGAAAAGCCCACCGGAAGUUAUUACAGUAGAGGUCACAACCGACGAUGACAAUGAUACCGAUACUCUCCACGUUACUUAUCCGCGCUCACGUCGAUAUGUGCCAGAUGGGAACAUGAGCGAAGGAAAGAAGGUUCACUUUGAUAAAAAGCAUACCAAAUCGGUUCUAAAGAACGGCGGAUCUCAAGUGACUGUGAAAGGAUCGGAUACCGACUCAACAGCAGCCCCUUCUAGUGAUACGUCUGGCGACGAAACAUCAGAGGCGUCCUCUGAUGCCGAAGGUUCAAAGACUGGCAAGCCCUGUUGUAACUGUUCGAGAUGUAUAAAGAAGCGCCAUCGACAAGAAAAGUGUACCAAGAAUACAGAGUCAUCCGCGGACGAAAGCGAGACACCCAAAUGCGACAAAUGCGGCGACAAAGCAAAAGCUGAUGAGAAGGACAAACCAAAGGAGGGGGCAAAGAAUGAGGCCAAGAAAGACCAAGAUGAACCAAAUAAUAAAAAGAAGAACGAAGAAAAUACCAGCAAGAAAAAUGAUAAGACAAAGGACAAAGAAAAGGAUAAAGACAAACCCGAUGAGAAGAGCACCAGGGACAAAUCAGAUGCCAAAGCUGACAAGGCAGUAGACAAAAAAGACGAAAAGACGCAAGAGACGGAGGGAAAGGAUAAAGCCACCACCAAUGCCAAAGAUGACCCUUCCAAAGCCAAGGAACCAGAAACACUCACCCUACCUCCAGGCAAGACUCCAAACCUCAUCGCGCCAAUCCGUGCACAAGUCGUCCAGACCGAAGCCGUGAUUGAAGGCUCUCAGGACCCUCGUCCUAAUGCCUUUUACGAUGCUGCCCACAACAUCAUGCGUGUAUACUACGGUCCUGUGUACGGCAACCAUGACAAUCGCUCCUUAUACCCUCGGCAUGAUCCCACCGGGCUACCGCUAAACCUUGGGAUGCCCUAUCCGCCACACCAUCCGUACUUUUACGGAUUCAAGGACGGUCCUCCAGCAGCAUAUCCUAUGUCAGGAUAUCCUCCCCCUCCUCCUCACCCUCAUCCUCAGACAGGUCAGCACCAGCCUGCCGACACAGGCAGCCACCGGGGCGCCUUUUCCAAACCACCUAGCGUCCACGACGAUAUCGCCGGCCGAAGCAACGUCGUGCCCGUGUCCAAAGCCAUCCCGCCCAAGAGUAACCCGUACUACAACAACAAGCGACAGAGCAAGUCUGUCUUCGCGGGAUCCUCCCGACACGGUAGUCCGAGUCACACAUCACCACCAAAGCAGCCAUCUCCUGUCCCAGAGCCACCGCCAGAGCCAACUACCUCAGGAUGGGACAACAAUACUACUCCAGACAAUGGAUAUAAAGUCACGGCCGGGGCCCAGGACGGGUGGUCCAAUGAUGCUACGAAUGGAAUGUCCAGCUGGGACAACAAUGCGCAAACAGACAAUGACAAGAACAACAAUAAUACUAGUGGUUGGGGAAAUCAACCAGAAGACAACGUAGGGAUGCCUGGAGCGUGGCAGGAUACCACCAUGGCUGCCAGCACAGGCGGCAAAAUCGAGACCGCAUGGUAGAACUUACAAAGUGAGAGCACUCCAAGUUGUAGCAGCAUAGAGAAGAUCAGAAGAGACGAAGGGAUGAAAUGAUUUCGCUACCUGCCAUGCUACCUAAUCUAUUACAUUUUACCCAGUCCAACGCCGUCUCCAAGUGAAGAGAAAAUAAAACAAGUCGCUAAAGAAUGGGACAACUACUAAGUGGCCUAGACAAUGUCAGCGCACCGCUUCUAUCACGCCGUCGCCAACGUCUUCUUCGAAAACCUACCAGAUUCUACCUUCCCACUCCAGAAUCCACGAGCAGCAAAUCUUGAGCCUCGAGCGGACACUCGACGUGCUCAGUAGUCUGUACUUCUCGCGUGCUUUAAUGGGCAAGAUGCUAGCCAGCCACCAGGGGAAGACGGCCGGAUCCCGCGGGCACUCGCCAUAUAUAUCGAGUACGUUGUCCGCUAGCCACGGGGCGCUGCGUUCUCUCAUACGAUCUACAAAUUCGAGGGCAAACCGCACCAGGUCCUGCGUCGGCAAGGUAUCCAGGUCCUGCAAAAUGGCGGGAGGCACGCGCGCGGCCAGCGGCGGGUUGGGAUUCGGCACUCGAGGCUGGCCAGUAGCCUCAUUAUUCAGCUGAUCAAUGGGAAUUUCGAGAAGCGUUACGCCCUGGGUCCGGAUACCAGAGACCUGUAGCGCUUCGAGGGCCUCUUCCUCCUCAAGACUGAUGUCGUGGAUACGUUCUGUCUCAGCGACGGCAUAGCCAUCGACGGAGCCAUGACGAACAACACGAAAGCGGGAGAGCCCAAUGGUCUCAAUCAGGCAGCGACCAUCGGGAUAAAACUCGGCAUUUACGAUGCGCAUCAACGUGCCCAACUCGUAGAAGUUGGCAUCGCCACUAUGCCGCGGCCGCUUUGGCUGCACCAUGCCAAACGUGCGGUCGUUGUCGAGUGCGCGGCGGAUCAUGAGCUUGUACCGCGGUUCAAAAAUGUGCAAGAAGGUGGGCAUUUGUGGGAAAGCAAGGGUACAUAUGAAGAGCGGUACUCCCAAAUCGUUCCGUCUGGCCGCUUCGUCAGCAGCGAGCAUGUCGGCUCGCGCUAUCGAUUCGGCUUGCCAACACGUUGUGAUGAUAUUGGACAGAGCCUCAUUAGCUGGACACGAUUCCAGCGUCAGGCGCGGCGAAAUGGCCAACUUACGCCGGCAUAUGGGACAGUAUCGAGAGUGGUCGAGGAUGCGGUAAAGACAUGAGCGGCAGAAGGUGUGGCCGCAGCCAGUGGUAAUAGGAUCAUGAAAGAGAGCGUAGCAUAUUUGGCAAUCCAUUUCGCUCCGGCUCAUUGUUUGAAUAUUGUCAAAUUCGUCGGCUUCUCGGGAUAUCUGCUCAACGGCCGUCUCAGCCCCUUCCUUGUCGUCGUCAGAUGUGCCGUUUAAUUCUGCGUUGUUCCAUAUUGUUGUAAACUCCUUCAAUAGACUCGAGCUAUCAGCAACGCCAUCAGCAUCACUAGCCCGCAAAGCAUCGCGCAGAUGCUCUGCCAACUUAUUCAGGACAACAUCUGUUGCGCAGUCCCCAAUCGUAUGUUCCUUUGCACAAUCUUUUAUCGGGCAGAUGAAGCCUUUUUGUCGCUCAGGGUCAGCCGGAUAUGAGAUAUCUAUGCGGUCGUAUGUCGUCGGCACGCAUGCCUUGCACAUGGUUCGCCCGCAUGGUAGUGUCGUAGCGUCGCGGUACGGUUUGGUGCAUAUUCGACAAAUAAAUAAGUUGAGGAGAGUGUGAGGAGAGAGACGGGAUGCGGAGGGAGGAGGAGAAUCGCAGCCUAUUGUAUCUUGGUCUGUCAUGGCAGGGUUCGGGCCAGAGUAUUCCAGCGUAUGCUGCUGUUCGUCGAACCGGGAGCCACAAAGCCCAGGCGGCAACGUAGGGCCGGAGGGUGUCGGAGUGUGUGGUUGAUUUGAUGACAUGUAGUAUAUAUGAUUUUGCGACUUUGGGUAAAGACAACAGCGGUAGAAGAAAGAACGGUAACCGAGAGCUAUCGAGAGAACAUGAUUGCCGAGGCGUUGGAUACAAGAGACGUGCUUGUGUGCGUGUGUGGGUAUAAGCCAGAGUUUUAAAACAAGUUAGCCAGUAACGAAGAAGCUCCUAGCAGCUACACACGAUGUCGCCAGGUAUCCGAAUAGUUUGAUGAAGUAGACGAAAAGAGCAAAUCAGCCUGUGUA